UUAUUUUUGGCUUUUGCAGAAAGCCAAAACAAUAAUUAACAAAAAUAAGGAUUAACUGGGUCAUACCACUGCCUUCUGAUGACAUCUCUCUCCCUCAUCCUUAAAGGCUAUUAUGUCUAUUCAAGAAUUUCAGUUCCAAGAGCCAGAGCAGGAACAGGAUAAAUCAAAUAGUCUAUUCUUCACUAGUUCAGAAAGAAAUGAAUUAAGUGAUAAUCCAUCAAGGAAAGAUUCUCCUAAAAGAACUCUUCCCAAUGCAAAUGUAAGCGGAGGAAGGCCAGAUAGCAAAGCCUCGAAUUAUUUUAUAGCCCUAGAUUCAACUAUUGAAAAUCUUCAGGAAAGAACACAGAAACUAAUUGAUAAGAUUAAUGAGAAUAGGAAGAAAGACCAUGUACUCAUGAACAACUUCAGAGAAAGUCUUCUGAUGAAGGUUUCAAGCUUGGCAGAGAAACUGGAGGAAAGCGUAUUUCCUGUUUAUGAUCAUAACAACAAGCUCAUUCAGGAUAAGCUGCAAGAGCUUUCUGAGAUCAUGGAGAGGAUCAGACAGAUUGAAACUGAACUCAGGCAGGUCUGUCAUACUGUGGAGAUGAUGUAUAAAGACCUGUGUGGUCAGUCUGAAUUGUGAUUACAUGGGAAAAAAAUAAGGGAAGGGGAAAGAAUGAAAUAAGAAAAAAUAAAUAAAUUUGUGUGUCAAUAAGUAGUAAGAAAUCUGGGCUACAGCCUUUGAAUUGCAAGGUGGCACCUACAUCUAUUCUGUUCAUAUCUAAGUUUAUUUUCAAGCACUUUUUUGGUUCUUCAUUACUCAUUUGCAAAUGAGUCACCUUCCAGUACAUAAUCUCAAUAAAAUUACAAUUAUAUUAGUAUACUGUAAUUCAUUCUCUUUUCAAAAAGUGUGAACCAUUAGCAGUGCUUAGUGAGGUACAAAAUAAACGAAUGUCCUAGCAAAUGUAGUCAGUGCAUAAGAACAUGGUACUCACUUGUUUUGUCUGUUUUCCUUUUCUCAUUCCAUAUAAUGGACAGUUUCAGCAAGGCAAAUCCUUCUUCAGCUGAGUUUCUUUAGUUUGCUGACUAAUAGAGCUCAAUCAGGAUGUUGCUAUUGGGGAAUCUCUUUGAGUCAUUACAAUACAACUUUGGUCAAGAACAUGAAGUGCUAUAAGGAAAGUUUAAGUUGACACUGACUGGAUAAAACAUCUAUAGGUACUCAGCUGAAAGUCUCAGAUUUAUAGUAUGAAAGUAUAAGAAAAAAAAAGUAGCAAUUAUCUGUAAAAGUAACUUAGGACACAGAAGAUAUCCAGUGCCAGCUCACUGACAAGAGAAAUGAAUAUUAACUUAUUUAAAAUUUGGUAGACAUUCCUACUUUGAACAUAAAUGUUCACAAAUGCACCA
Messenger RNA from Candoia aspera, 1383 nucleotides. It is a transcript of the gene SYCE2, whose product is annotated as synaptonemal complex central element protein 2. Gene Ontology annotation, cellular component: central element. The coding region runs from base 113 to 622 and encodes 169 amino acids. NCBI's taxonomy places the organism in Eukaryota, Metazoa, Chordata, Lepidosauria, Squamata, Candoiidae. The transcript has 3 exons. Gene Ontology annotation, biological process: synaptonemal complex assembly. The record is from RefSeq and is a predicted model, not a curated record.